AAGAAUACAAACACGAACAUAUAUAUUACUAAUGCAUAUUUAUUUAAUGUGUGAUUUUGUUUUUGCUAGUGUAUUAAUUACUUCAGAAAAAUUACAAUUUUUUGCAAUUUCUUUUUCGAUGCUUAAUAUAGCAAGUGCAUUUAACAAAGUGCAUUUUUCUGCACACAUGCCUGACCGAAGAUAAUUCUUGAUUAAUUUUCAUUUGCUGAAAGAGCGCUCGGCACUAAAGAAAAGUUUCGAUACAGUUGAUACAUUUAGAAAUAACUCAUUCGAUGUGCAAGAGUACAUUAUUUCAUGAGUUUCUUUAGUUCUUGAUCGUUGGAGCCCCUUCGAUCGCGGGGCACCGGUGCAUAGAUGGCCGGCACUGGUGACUCCAGCGCCGACUUCAGGGACGAAUCUACCACAAAAGUCGAACGUGCCAGGCCCUCGAGUACAUGAGAACCUAAGAGUUGACGGUUUUUUAUAUUUUUAACAUAUUCAAUUCCAAGUUUGAGCAUCGAAAUGUUCGAAUAUUUCAUCUAGAGAUUUAUAUAGAACGAUAAAUAACAUUUAAAUGAUAUUCGACCGAGAAAAGGAAGGGGCCACUCGAAGUGAUUAUUCUCAUGCCGCGAUAAGUCUAGAUUCGCCAUUGGCGGAUUCGUGUGAUUAUCUCUCGAAGGAAGCGGUCGUUCGUUUCUCGAGCGAAAAGAUUGCGUAUAAUAAUACAGUGUGAUGCUUUCUAGCGACGUGUUAUUGCUACAGUCGGUAAGCGAUCGACCACAGUCGACAGUGGCGGCGCAGCAAUCGAAGCAGUCGGUGUCGUUCGGUUGCACGUUGCGGAUGCGCAGUGACGAAACGUGCGUGUCUUCGUCGUCCGUCAACACGGGACGGAACGAAAAUCGUAGCAAUCAUGUAAAACGCGAUGUCAACGGGAAUCUCGUGGAUCAUAUAUCGAUUCCGUCGAUGAUCGGGAGAGCGAGCGUCCCCGUGCACGCGAAUUAACCUCGUUAAUCGUUCCUGUCAACGGGAUCGUGUCGAUACGUUGAGAACGGUCACGCGCACGUUUCGCGACGAACAAGUGGACCCAUCGAGCCGUGUGUCUCGCGAGAUGUGUUUUCUUUGAGGAAUACCGUAUUGCAUCGUGAGUGACAACAAAUUUUAACGAGCAAAGAGGGGAAUGGAGAACGUCAUGCAGCCGCCACUUCCACCGCCACCCCCACCCUCGGAAAUCCUUGGGAAUACCAGCACGGAACAGACGGUCACCCAUGUCUUGACAUUUGGAUCGACAAGGUUCUCGGAGCCUCGUCGACGAGAAAAUCGAAUCUCCUGGUGAAGAGGACGGAGGGAGAAAGAGAAUCGGUCGAGAAGCACGACCAUGCGACGGUCGGUCAGUUAACACUUCCGUCGUCGUCGCGUUUACGCUGUGACGCCGCCUAUGGUGAGAAGAAGCGUGGCUGACCGUGAUAUGCUCAAGUGUCGCACCUCGCCGACCACCAUGAAGAAUCCCGAGCACGAGAGCGGCUACUUCGAGGACGGGAGCGACGUCGAGGCGGCCGUCGAGGAAACGAUCGUCACCGAAGAAAGGAAGCACGGAUCGGAAGUAUGCUACUGCCUCGCCAAGGCCAUCCACAGUCUCGACGUCAGGGACUCCGGCGAGCCAGUUUCCGACGACUACGAGGACAGAUUCAAUAGAGUAAACCUGGAAGACAGUGGAGGUCAGAGGGUAGACAUGACGCACUUCGAUUUGCUGAAAGUCCUUGGAACCGGAGCUUACGGAAAGGUGUUCCUGGUGCGAAAGAGAACAGGCACCGACGCUGGCCGUCUUUACGCCAUGAAAGUCCUGAAGAAAGCGUCCAUCGUCCAAAAGAAGAAGACGACGGAGCACACGAAGACGGAGAGACAAGUUCUGGAGGCCGUUCGGGACAGUCCUUUUUUAGUUACGUUGCAUUACGCCUUUCAGACGGACGCGAAGCUCCAUUUGAUUUUAGAUUAUGUCAGCGGCGGGGAGCUGUUUACGCAUUUGUAUCAACGGGAACACUUCACCGAGGACGAAGUGCGAAUUUAUAUCGGAGAAGUUAUUUUGGCGCUAGAGCAUCUGCACAAACUCGGGAUUAUUUACAGGGACAUUAAAUUAGAAAACAUUCUGUUGGACAGAGAAGGGCAUAUCGUGUUAACAGAUUUCGGGCUGAGUAAAGAGUUCCUGCCGCACGAACGGGACAGCAACGCUCGUGCUUACUCCUUUUGCGGAACUAUCGAGUACAUGGCACCGGAAGUGGUACGAGGGGGCUCCGCGGGCCACGAUAUUGCGGUGGACUGGUGGAGCGUGGGCGUGCUGACGUACGAGUUGCUGACCGGCGCGUCUCCUUUUACGGUCGAGGGAGAGAAGAACACCCAGCAGGACAUCUCGCGAAGAAUACUGAAAACGGACCCGCCGAUCCCCAGCCACCUGAGCCCCACCGUUCGGGACUUCAUCCUGCGGCUCCUGGUGAAGGACCCUCGCCAGAGGCUGGGCGGCGGCCCGGACGACGCCCGAGAGCUGAAGGAUCACCCGUUCUUCAGGAAGGCACCGGCUCCGUUCAGCUGGCCAACCCUGGAGAGACGAGAGAUCCCCCCGCCCUUCGUUCCUCGCAUCACCCACGAGCUGGACACCAGCAACUUCUCCGACGAGUUCACGAAAAUGAUAGCCGCGGACAGUCCGGCGGUUGUUCCCCCCAACUACGACAAGAUCUUCCGAGGGUAUUCGUACGUGGCGCCGUCCGUUCUCUUCUGUGACAACGUGGUCAGCAAGGACAUAUUCAAGGAAGCCGCCAAAGCCAGCACGGAGUCCCAGCGACCGUCUGCAUCGGACGUGCUGGCCGCGAGAUUUGACGAGUCCACCUUCUUUCAGACCUACGAGCUGGACCCGCGCGAGGAAGCCCUCGGCGAUGGUAGCUUCUCCGUCUGUCGCAAGUGCAGACACAGGAAAACGCAGCAGGAGUACGCCGUGAAGAUCGUCAGUCGCAGGAUCGACUGCGGACGGGAGGCCACUCUGUUGAGAACCUGCCAAGGUCAUCCGAACGUGGUGAAGCUGAUCGAGGUCCACCAGGACAGGGCGCACACUUACCUGGUGAUGGAGCUGUUGUCGGGCGGCGAGUUGCUGCGCAGGCCGCGACCCUUCACCGAGCAGCAGGCCAGCAGAAUUAUGCGCCAUUUGGCGUCCGCCGUGCGGUUCAUGCACUUGCGCGGCGUGGUGCACAGAGACCUCAAGCCGGAGAACAUAGUGUUCACCAACGACGGCGAGGACUCCUCGGUGAAGAUCGUGGACUUUGGAUUCGCCAGGGUGAAACGUAACUGCGAGCCUCUGCACACGCCCUGCUUCACGCUGCCGUACGCGGCGCCCGAAGUGGUGGCCAGGCAGGGUUACGACCAGAGCUGCGACCUCUGGAGCCUCGGGGCUAUCCUCUACUCCAUGCUCUCGGGGAAACCCCUGUUCAGAACCGGCUCCCCGGACCUGGCCACCAGGAUCAGAGCAGGGGAGAUCGACUUCGACGGCGAGGCGUGGAGCCACGUGUCCAGCCUCGCCAAGCAGGUCGCCAAGGGUCUGCUGACCGUCGACCCUACCAAAAGACUGACAGCGAGCGGGCUAGCCAAUCACGCGUGGCUAGCCGAAUCCAGUACUUCCAUUGACGUAAUCACGUUGGACGUCAACACGACGGCCAGCUUCCUGGAGAAGCCGGAGGGCUUCAGGCUGCGCGAGGUGGACGGCGCGCGGCUGGCUCAGAGGAGGAAGCUCCACAAACGUUCCACUUCCAGUUCCGUGUCGUCCUCCGCGUCCACCGCGUCCUCCAGUCCCUCCGUGUUGCUCCUACGACCGCCUAGCGCAGCGACGAACCCCGCCACCUCCGCCUCGCCGGCCCAGCCAAGCGCCUUCGACUUCGGCGAGGACAAGGUGAACGAAUACCUCAGCUCCCUGUCGUCCUCCUCGGACUCGAACUCGCCGAGGAUCAUGCAGGAGACCCCUAAAAAGCGGCGCAAGCGCGACGAAGACGACACCGAUUCCCAAACCAAGCGUCACAAGAGGAACCUGGACAGCGGUGUUCACAAGAGUAGAACGGGACCUGUGACCAGGGCCAGGAAGCGGAAACUGGAGGAGCAGACCGGGAAUAGCGAGGAUGGCUCGACAGAGUCGAGCGGCACGUCGUGUAGCGACUCCAGGGACCUUCACCGAAAACAGAAGGCUGGAAAGCGGCCCAAACGACUCGCCACUAUCAUCGUGGAGUAGAUCAUGUUCUUUUUGUUGCCUCUACGAAUCGGUUCGACAGGCUCGCACCUCUCCUCGUGUCACCAGAGAUGGGCAAAAUUCUUGUUUGCGUAGGAAUUUCGAGUUAAGAAGGAUAAAACAUCUUUGUAUACGUUUAAGUAUGAGGCUGUUCGAAUGAUUGGUAAACAAGUAAAUCAAAGAGCCAAGGCAACCGAUGAUGGCACGUGUGCUCAAAUCUUCGCUUACGUUGACCACGUUCUAUCACGUAUUCAACGUGUAUUCGAGGUAUUCGUUGUAGAACGAAUGAUAACUUAGAACGGCUUAUUCGAACUGUUAUAUCGAAUGAAAUUUUGCCCAUCUCUGCUUCUAUGCAUUUCACGUGAUGCUGCAACGUUGCUGCCUUCGAAGCUCGCGUGCGAGCUAAUCAUUGCGUCAUUCCUAUUUACAGAACCGCGACCAGGGACUUCCCUUUUGGAACUUCGUUAGGUUAAAUUUCAAUUCGGCUAAACUUACUUACGUUUCACUAACAUUUCGUUUGAUUUUUAGAAAUCACGAUCCUCUAACGGAUUAUUUUGGGAUAAAGCAACGGACGAAGGUCGGCAAUUAUUUAGACAAUGAAAAAUAGUAUUCAGUUCGCGACGGGUUCCUUGGACUACGCUGUUCCUUAUCGCAAUCUUUAAAUUAUUGUAGAUACGUUUAAUUUUAUGCCAUGCUUAGGGUUACGUAUUAUCGGUCGGAGCUGUGGAAAAUAGUAUUUCAAGUAGAAAAUAAGGACUGUGCUGCUUCCUUAACCUUUAGAAAAUAAUUUCUAUUCCUACGUCGCGUGAAUGGUUUAAAUGUAUACAACUAUUCCCAGUUGAAGAUGUUAAGUGUCGACUAAAUUAAGGUGUCUUAAUGUGUCUUGUUCAAGUGCCACGUUCAUUUAAGUGUCUUGUUGAAGGUGCAAGAAAGUCGAUGUGGAAUUAAGCGACUUUUUUCCAUUUGCAAAUUUCAUUUUAGAGUAAUAUACAUUUGCUAUCUCGAAUCAUUCGCGAUAACGCCUCAUCGAGAAUUAAAUCGGCCCUCGAGCGUCAUCUACAGCCAAUCUAAGCUAACGAUUUCUAGCAAAGAUUCGAAUCCACUCGAAUUUCUUCGCAUCGUCGCCUGUAAGAUUCACUCUAGACCUCGGUAGCUUCGGUAUCGAUCGAUAAACCGAGUCUCGAUCGACGCGAAAAAGCGAAACGCUUUCGCGAACGAUAUUAUUCUGGCAAUCAAGAUGGCCACCCAGGCAUCUCUCUACUAUUUUCUAUCGCGAGUACUAUGUUCGCCCAGCUCUCCCACGUCGAUAUUAAACAUAUUUACAUGUCGUAUUUAAAGCGCGAUUUGCAGUGAUCGUAUACACCCCGUGUAAACUUCAAAUUAAUCAUCGUCAAGAUUCUAUCAGCGGGUGUACGCGAUUACCGCGGUUCACGCUUUAACUAUAAUAUACAUGUACGCAUGUACACGCACGUAUACACGUACACGCGCUACGUUCUAACGAACGUAAACGUUGUUUGUUAACGGGAGAAACACCGACGUUAUUAUCGCGGUCCGAUCAUUUGGCGCCCGAUUUGUACAGAACCCUUUACACCGCGAACCACGGGAGGAGAUCGCUACCUAGACGCGAUCCCGAACGCGUCAGAGCCUCCAUUAUGCGUUGUAUUUCUUUGUCACGUUGUCUGUGAUCAACCUGUAAACGUUGAAGCGUUUCACCGUUCCCCCUUCACACACACACCCCCUGGGGCGUGUGUUCCUAGACGUCCCGUGUGUCGCCUUCUAACUCGACCCCUACCCUCAAUCCUCUCGCGACAAAAAGGAGGAGUCCAACCGCGGCGGAGAUCGACAAAACAGAGCUUUUUCUCGAAAAAUUAAUUUCAGAUUUAUCAUUUUUCCAUUUCGUUACUCGUUGUUGCAAAAAUUGUAUUUGGAUGUAAUUUUUUGUCAGUCUCUGUCUCCCCCUCCCCCCUCCCCACACACGCGCGCGCGCACGCACACACACACACACACACCCUCCUCUCCCCUCCCACGAAAAUACAUAGCAAAUGUGCCUCAGAAGCUCCGCCAUCGAUCGGCGAGUGGAAGAAAAGACAAUUUUCGAGUAGGUGUGGUUGUCGUCGCACGUCUCUCGAGGAUCGAGAACGGGCGAGGAAAACUUAUUUAUUUAACGAAAGAGUCGCGCGCCACGCGAUCAACGAGCGAGAGAGACACGGCGCGCGUCGAUUUUACAGACUAUUUGAAAAACGGUGGUUCUGUUCACUAGCAUAUAUGGAAUGCUAUUCUUAUACAUUGAUUUUUAGUCCUGAAUCUUUAUAAAAAUAUAUAUGAAAAAAAUUAUAUGUAUAUAUAUACACGUAUACAUAUAUAUAUAUACAUACACACGCGUAGGUUAUAUGUAUACACCAAUAUAUGUAUAUAUGUAUGUAUGUAUGUAUGUAUGUAUGUAUGUAUAUAUGUAUGUAUGUAUGUAUGUAUGUAUGUAUGUAUGUAUGUAUACUUGUACACGAACGACACAGGAAAAAAGAAAAACAUAGAUGUGUACAUUGUAGGGUGUUAGAUGAUAGGGUCGAUGAGGUCAUCAAGUAUUAUAUGUGUUUCUCGAAAUUCCUUCGUUUCGUACGAAUGCGUUUUACGUACUGUGACGGUCGAAGCUAAAUCAGUUGGCAGCUCGAGGUCGUCGUGUAGGCCUCGAGCCCGCCAAUCGAGUUCGAUUCGAUUUCUCUCGCAUGGGAACGACUUAACCGACGGAGCAUCGAAUCGUUGUCUAAGAGAGAAAGCGGAAGUUGUGCGCUCAUUAACGAGAGGUUCGAAGAACGUCGAUAGUAUCGCGGUGAGAUUUAUUUUCGUAGGCAUUUUUAAAAACGACUCCUUCGGCUACCCCUCCGCGCCCCCGAACCACACCCGAUCUUCGAACAACUUCUAGUCUAAAGCCGCUGUCACGCGAAAGUCAGUUUGGAACUUUUUGCUCGGAUUUUUACGCAAACGGUAUCAACGACCGCGGCGGGGAGUCGAAGUCAGACGUCGACGAGAGAGAAAGGUUGCUUGUUUGGCGCGCGACGACGGCUCGUCGCGCGUUUUCAGUGUCUUUGUUGGACGAUUGGUCGCUGGGCGACUCGCGGAUUUGCUCGAAACCGGACGCGAUCGAUUCCGCGCGAAAAACUGUAUCAAAAAUGCGAGAUAAUAUUUUUCCGUGCGAGGCUUCGUUUUCGAGAAACUCGACGUCGAAGUCGAAUCGGGGCACGACGCAGCGCACGCGCCCCGCGCGUACUUUGACCUCGAUUAUCUCCGCAUGGAAGCGUUCUACGGAAAAAUCGUUCUGCACGUUUUCGAUGCAGUUUUUCGCGUAGAAUCGUAUGGCGUCCUUGUUUUUUUUUUUCCGUGUUAGAAUUACGAGAAACGGCGAUUCGUUUGCGACGAGUUCGCGAGUCUCCGUGCGUCGAAUUAGCCUUUAAGGUAAGAGCGAAGGAUGGUCGAUUGCUGUGAGAAGAAAGCGUGGCAUUAAAGAGUGGGGCAAAGACUGAUAUGGUUGUACACCGACUCAGGGAUCAGUGAGACGCGGUCGAGAGAAUUCUCUAAAAUCGAAUUACGAGGAUAACGCGUUCCAACGGGGACGCGUGCUUCUACCAAAGACGAUCGAAGCGAUGAAACUGCUCUGCAAAGACCAAAAAAAGAAAACAUAGUAACGAUAAAAAUGAGAAAAAAAAAAGAUAAA
Hylaeus volcanicus is the source of this 7946-nucleotide messenger RNA. RefSeq names its product ribosomal protein S6 kinase alpha-5-like. NCBI's taxonomy places the organism in Eukaryota, Metazoa, Arthropoda, Insecta, Hymenoptera, Colletidae. The coding region runs from base 1415 to 4240 and encodes 941 amino acids. Gene Ontology annotation, biological process: intracellular signal transduction; protein phosphorylation; regulation of DNA-templated transcription. The transcript is spliced from 7 exons. The record is from RefSeq and is a predicted model, not a curated record. Gene Ontology annotation, molecular function: magnesium ion binding; protein serine/threonine kinase activity; ATP binding.